ACAGGAGUGUGCCGCCAUCUAUUUUGAUGGAACCUGGCAUGAUUUCUACUGCAAAGACUUAAGAUAUUUCAUUUGUUACAACGGAAGUACAAACGCAACAGAGAAAAUGGUUUUGAUCAAGACCCAAAAGACAUGGACUGAGGCUCAGGAGUACUGCAGACAUCAUUAUACAGACCUGGCUACCAUUAGGAGUCAAGAGGACAAUGACCAGAUUAUGAAGUUGCUAAAUGUCUGGAUGGUUCCGGUCUGGAUCGGAUUGUACAGAGAGACUUGGAAGUGGUCAGAUCAGACCAAUAUCACUUCCUCAUCCAAACUCACUACUCAGACAUUUACUAAGUGGAAUGAAGACUGUGCUGGUGCAGAUAAUUAUUAUCGUGUAUUUGAUGACAGAUAUUGCACAAAUAUGUAUUACUUCUACUGCAACACUGUCAAGAGGAACAGGCAGGUGAUCCGAGUGCAGGUGAAAGCUGCUGAGAAUGCUAAUGAGGAAAGAUUGAAGGAGCUCAUCUUAAACAAGUUAAAGCAGACGCUGAGCGAUGAAGACGUCACACUGACAUGGAGGACGCAACCCAACGGGAAAGUCUUCCAGAAGAACAGGACUGUACCGAAACGUAGUGAAGUGAACACUACUCUUGAUUGUUCUUCUUUGUAGUAAAAUUUAUCUAAAAUUAAUGCAAAUCAUUCUAAGUUACAGAUAUCUGAAUUAUUACAUUGACAAUGUAUAGUAAUUAAAAAAAAAAUAGUUACAUCUAUUCAUUGUGUAUUUAUUCACCUAGUUGGCAGAUAUGUACGCCUAAAUAUGAGCCAACAAAUGUUAGAAUGUUUUAGCAUUGUAGUUUUACU
Messenger RNA from Sinocyclocheilus grahami, 843 nucleotides. Its product is annotated as C-type lection lectoxin-Enh3-like. The record is from RefSeq and is a predicted model, not a curated record. The coding region runs from base 107 to 652 and encodes 181 amino acids. NCBI's taxonomy places the organism in Eukaryota, Metazoa, Chordata, Actinopteri, Cypriniformes, Cyprinidae. The transcript is spliced from 4 exons.